AUGCCUGUAACUACAAGACGUGCGACAAAAUAUCCCAAUUGUCAACAAACUGAAUCGCUUGCAAAUAUUCGAAGUAAAGAUAUUACGCCAAACAGAAACUUACGAGGUGUUAAAAAGGGACGAAAUGUUGUUAAAGAAAGAAGAGGAAAAAGGUCUUCAUCAAAAUCCUUAGUGUCGAUUACUAGCUCUAAAAGAGACGGCCGGAUAACCUCGCGAAGACGUGAUUUAAAGCAGAUCGAUGGAGAAAUCCUUGGGAAGAGAGUGAUGAUGAAUUGGAUCAACCGAAAGGAUGGAAUCGGGCAUCUUUCUCAGCUUCUGAACCUGAUGAUGAGAGUUCUGCUGCCUACUCCGGUUAACGGGGUCAGUGAGGAUAAUAUGUCAACUGUUUCUGAUGUUGAUUCUGCUACACAAGAGUUGACAGAAGCCACUUGCUCACAAACUCCACCUGAUAUGUUUUGCCCGUGGUUGGAAUUUCCACCUGAGAGAAUCCCUGCAUUAGAAUUGCCUGGAGCCAGCAUGGACCUUCUUAUUGAUAGCGAUCAUAUCUUACAUACUUUAGAGGUUAUCUAUCUGUCUAAACUCCUUGGAGAAAUUCAUAUUGCUUUUUUGCGUUUAUUUUUCUCUGAAGAGGAACAAGAAAAAACUACAUUUUCUGUUUUUGAUACAAAUCUUUCUUUUAACGUUGUACUGCAAUUACUCGACCAUAUGAACUAUGCUGAAGUUUUGAGACUGUAUUUGGAAAGUGAUCCAAAUUUUCCAGCAGAAGUCUUAAAAAUUUUGGAAGAGGGAAAAUAUCCAUUUGUAGCUAUGGAUAAACGUUUAGUCGUUCUCAAAUGGAUGUGUGAUCGGUUUUUUGAGACAACCAUAUUUAAACAAUUAGUUCGCGAUGAAGGAAAAAUUAAGCAUGACCAACAUUGUCGUUAUUGUGCAAAAUCUUGUAUUGGCUCUCACGAAUCACAACAAACCUCAAUAGAAUGUUCUGGCUGUGAUGCAAUUUAUCAUUUUAAUUGUACAGAAUCUUCUUUUGGUCCGCCUGAGUUAAACGAGAAAUGGCUUUGCUCUGUUUGUAUUAAACACCAAUUAACUGGUUCAACUGAUUGUAUCUUACCUGGUCAGACUACUCUAAGGAAGUUGCCACUUGGUUAUGAUCGCAAAGGUCGUAUUUAUUGGUUCCUUGUUAGAAGGGUUUUUAUUCAUGAUCCAUUUAUUAAUGAAAUUUAUUAUUACUCAACUUUGCCUCAACUUUUUGAUCUUUGUGCUGUUCUUGACCCUAAUUAUUAUGAAAAGAGGUUAUGUCAAACGCUUUGCGAAUGUUUGCCUCACAUUGCUGUUCAAAUGCAUAUUACCCUUGAACUGACAGAAGAACGGCGUAGGUUAUUACAAACCAAAUCGCCUAAGCCAGUUGUCGAUAAUUCCCAUCGAAUGGCUAAAAUCUUGACUGAAGCUCAAAUUGAAGCGGACAAUAAAUCAGAGCAAAUUACUGAUAAUAAUGUUGAUAGUGUGGAAAAGCCCAGCAUAAUGCAAAUAAUUCGCAAUCUUCUUUGUAUUCGACAUGGUAGAUUAGAAGCUUGUUAUUGGAGUGGAAAAUUGAAUGAAGAUCAACUAAUUUUUAAUCAUAAAGUAUGGAAUGAUUCUCUUCAAUCAAACAACUAUGGCUCAUUUUAUUCGCUUUCCUCAGAUUUAGAACUACGAAUGCGUAGAGGAAUUCGUCUUGGAUUUUCUGACGCUGGACACAGAAAUUAUGUCAAUCAAUUUUCUGUAAAUGAUUUGGCUAGAUCUCCUUAUUUGCGAGCAAAAGAACGUGAUAAAAAGCGUUAUUUAAAUUCUCGUUUCUGCUUAACUGAUGAUGGAGAAUUCAAUUGGCCCAACCAUAGGGGAGCUUCCCCGUUUGGAACAGAAGCAGAUGUUCUUAAAUGUAUUCAACUUAGCAUUCGUCGCAUGAUUGAACGUAUUCCUGAUACAUUAAUGCAUCAAAAUUGGAUUCUUGAAAAUGAAAAGGAACGUUUUAUGCAGCAACUAUUACGAGAAGGUGCUAACUUUAAUACUUUACGCUAUUUGUUGCUUCUUUUUGAACGAGUUGUUCGCAAACCUGUGUUUUUAAAUAUUUGGUGGGCAGGAUUAGCUUUGACCAGGUUUAAUCGAGUUACUGUUGAGGAUAGAGAAAAGCGACAAAAAUUUGAAUCGUUAAGAAGGAAAGAAGAAAAGCUACUUGCUAAUGCUGAUGAAUCUGAAUCAACUGGGAUUGUUUGGGUCAAAUAUUCCCUUUAUGGUUUUAAUCUACCUAGACAUAACUUGUGGAGGCUAAGAGAUGGAAAUGAACAGUUCCGAGUAAAUGGACAGGGAUCAUUAGGUUUGGUUUAAAUUAUUUCAAA
Messenger RNA from Meloidogyne enterolobii, 2372 nucleotides. The record is from the annotation of a GenBank genome assembly. NCBI's taxonomy places the organism in Eukaryota, Metazoa, Nematoda, Chromadorea, Rhabditida, Meloidogynidae.